UGAAUACCUUACAUCCAUAUAAAUAGACAAAUCUUGUAUAUGUCCAUGGUAUGGCAUUGGAAAUUUGUUUUGAACAGACAGACUUUUUACCACCAUCAAAGGUGUAUCUUCAUCUAUAAUUCUAAAGAUAAUAGUAUUAAAUUAUUAUAGUUGUUUUUCAAACUUGGUAUGACUUUUUAGUUAUUUUUAGCACAAAAGGUUGACUGAACAAUUAUGUGGAAUAUAUUUAUAAAAAAAUAAAAGAAAAAGAAAACAACAUUUGAGGAUCAUGCCACAAUCACGAUCCUACAAUGAAGAAUUGGAGUUCAUUGAAAAAAUCAAUGCAAACACGUAUAAAAUCAAAAAGGGAUUUGUUCCCAAUAUGAAUGUAGAAGGUUUGUUUUACGUGAAUGAUCACUUAGAAAAAUUGAUGUUUGAUGAACUCAGAACUUUUUCAAAUUCUGGAGGGAUUGGUGGUUUCCUUCCUGGUAUGAAACAAAUUGGAAAUGUUGCUUCUCUUCCUGGCAUUGUUAAGCAAUCCAUUGGUCUACCAGACAUUCAUUCUGGUUAUGGUUUUGCCAUAGGUAACAUGGCUGCAUUUGACAUGGACGACCCUUUGUCUGUUGUAUCACCAGGGGGUGUAGGUUUUGAUAUUAACUGUGGUGUACGUUUGCUAAGAACAAAUCUAGAUGUCAGUGACGUUGAACCGGUGAAAGAACAGUUAGCUCAAUCACUGUUCGAUCAUAUACCAGUUGGUGUUGGUUCGAAAGGUGUUAUACCAAUGACUGCAAAGGAUUUGGAAGAAGCAUUAGAAAUGGGAAUGGAUUGGUCAUUGAGAGAGGGUUAUAUAUGGGCAGAGGAUAAAGAACAUUGUGAAGAGUAUGGUCGCAUGUUGCAAGCAGAUCCAAGUAAAGUUAGUUUUAAAGCAAAGAAGAGAGGUUUACCUCAGCUUGGUACACUAGGUGCGGGAAAUCACUAUGCUGAGAUUCAAAAAGUAGAAGAAAUCUAUGAUAAGCAUGCUGCAAAAACAAUGGGUAUUGAUAGAAAAGGACAGGUGUGUGUUAUGAUCCAUUGUGGUAGCAGGGGGCUUGGUCACCAAGUUGCUACAGAUGCUCUUGUUAUUAUGGAGAAAGCGAUGGCUCGUGAUAAAAUUGAUGUGAACGAUAGACAGCUAGCCUGUGCACGCAUCAAUUCAAAAGAGGGACAAAACUAUUUAAAAGGUAUGGCAGCGGCUGCUAAUUAUGCGUGGGUGAAUCGUUCAAGUAUGACAUUCUUGACACGUCAGGCUUUUGGUAAAGUGUUUAAUUCCACACCAGAUGAUCUUGAUAUGCAGAUGAUAUAUGAUGUUUCACACAACAUAGCAAAGACAGAAGAACACAUAGUAGAUGGCAAACUAAAGACGUUACUAGUACAUCGUAAAGGUUCCACGAGGGCGUUUCCACCUCAUCACCCUUUAAUUCCUGUUGACUACCAGUUGACUGGUCAACCUGUUUUGAUUGGUGGAAGUAUGGGCACGUGUAGUUACAUUUUAACGGGUACGCAAAAAGGGAUGAUCGAAACAUUUGGAUCGACAUGUCACGGAGCAGGAAGAGCUUUAUCGAGAGCAAAGUCAAGGCGGAACAUAAAUUAUUUAGAAGUUCUCGACAGAUUAAAAGAAAUGGGUAUUGCUAUCCGUGUUGCGUCUCCUAAACUGGUAAUGGAAGAGGCACCUGAAUCGUACAAGAACGUGACAGACGUGGUGAAUACAUGCCACGAUGUGGGGAUCAGCAAGAAAGCAAUUAAAUUGAAGCCUAUUGCUGUUAUAAAGGGUUAAUCAUUUUGUAUUUUUAUAACAGAAAGAAUAUUUAUAUUUAUUUCUUAAAGAUGUCCAAGUUUAUUACA
This is a messenger RNA of Hydractinia symbiolongicarpus, 1860 nucleotides long. Its product is annotated as RNA-splicing ligase RtcB homolog. Bases 269 to 1792 code for a protein of 507 amino acids. Gene Ontology annotation, cellular component: tRNA-splicing ligase complex; nucleus. Lineage: Eukaryota; Metazoa; Cnidaria; Hydrozoa; Anthoathecata; Hydractiniidae. Gene Ontology annotation, biological process: tRNA splicing, via endonucleolytic cleavage and ligation. Gene Ontology annotation, molecular function: RNA ligase (ATP) activity. The record is from RefSeq and is a predicted model, not a curated record. The transcript has 20 exons.